Messenger RNA from Cuscuta epithymum, 608 nucleotides. Lineage: Eukaryota; Viridiplantae; Streptophyta; Magnoliopsida; Solanales; Convolvulaceae. The record is from the annotation of a GenBank genome assembly.
UUGAUAGUUAAACUACCUUUCUUUCCAUGUUUAAUGCUUUAUUGUUAUGGAUUUAAAGUGAAAGAAUGUUUCUGCAUGUUUCCCAUUCAGUUGCAAUGCCGUGGCACCUGACGCAACAUUCCCAAAGAGUCCUCAGGUGAUAACAAGGCAAAGGGCAAAGAUGAUCCGAGACAAUACUUUGACCGCAAGUCCCCCUGCACUAACGCAGAGUUAUACACCACGACAAUCUAUCAUCAGCAAGCCCACUGAUGAAAUAGUUUCCAAUCUGAAACGGAAGAUAUAUGGUUCCGCAGUUGAAAAAGUAGACGUGGAAGUCAUUGAACAUGUUUUACAAAUGAAAAAGAGUUUGAAAAAGAGCCCGUUUUCCUCGUUGUCAAUAUCCGGACAGAGCUGUCUUGAAUUAGGUGAGAUGGAGCCUUUCAGUGAUGGUAGUAAUGUUGACGGGAUGAAAACAUCUAUGGGUAUACCAAAGUGGAUUCCGUUAUGCUUCACACCACCAGAUGACAUGGUGUUUGAUGAGGUCAAUGCUUUUCUUGUUGCAUACUUGUUUGGCCUAAACAAAUGUGCUGAAGAAGAUGAGGAGGAGAUCAUUGUUUGUUUAAGCAACA